GUGAAAUCUGCAGCGAGUGAGUCGAGAAAUCAACAAACGUCACGAGCUUUCCCGGAAACUCACCCUUCUCCGAUUUUCUUCCCUGAAAGUUUAUCUUCUGCCUGGUGUGAUCUGCACCGACCGGCGUUCUGCUCCGGAGCCUGAAACCCUCACACUUAAUGUCGAAGCUGAGUUGGUGCUGAGUGUCAUUAUGAGAUGUCGUCUCCAAGUGCCUCCUUCGUGCAAGUCAAGUUCGAUGACAUUCUUUUCUAUGAGAACUGUGGCGGCGGCAGCUUCGGAAGUGUGUACCGAGCCAGGUGGAUCUCCCAGGACAAAGAGGUAGCAGUGAAAAAACUGCUCAAGAUUGAAAACGAGGCUGAAAUCCUCAGCGUCCUCAGCCACCGUAACAUCAUUCAGUUUUAUGGCGCAAUUGUUGAGGCUCCCAACUAUGGAAUCGUCACUGAGUAUGCCAGUGGUGGAUCGCUGUACGAUUACCUGUCCAGUGCUGAGAGUGAGGACAUGGACAUGGGACAGAUCAUGACAUGGGCUGCAGACAUUGCCAGAGGGAUACACUAUUUACAUUCAGAGGCCCCAGUAAAGGUGAUCCACAGAGACCUGAAGUCCAGGAAUGUUGUUUUAGCUGCAGACAAAGUUCUCAAGAUUUGUGAUUUUGGGGCUUCUAAGUUCUUGACCCACACAACACACAUGUCCUUGGUUGGCACAUUUCCCUGGAUGGCCCCAGAAGUGAUCCAGAGCCUGCCUGUGUCUGAGACUUGUGACACUUUCUCCUAUGGUGUGGUGCUUUGGGAAAUGCUUACCCGUGAGAUACCUUUCAAAGGCCUGGAAGGAUUGCAAGUGGCCUGGCUUGUGGUGGAGAAAAAUGAGAGGUUAACCAUCCCAAGUGGCUGUCCUGUCAGCUUUGCUGAGCUCAUGAGGAACUGCUGGGCGACAGAGCCAAAAGAAAGGCCAGUGUUCAAGCAGAUCCUCUCUACUUUGGAGUCCAUGUCUAAUGACAGCCAACUUCCUCAACAGUGCAACUCUUUCCUUCACAACAAGGCUGAAUGGAGGUCUGAGAUUGAAGCUACUCUUGAGAGACUUAAGAAGCUGGAGAGGGACCUGAGCACUAAAGAACAGGAGCUGAAGGAGCGAGAGCGGCGUCUAAAGAUGUGGGAGCGCAAACUCAUCGAACAGUCCAACAGCCCGUUGCUGCCCACCCUUGACAUCUAUGCCUGGACUGAGGAGCACGUGUAUUUCUGGAUGCAGCAAAUAUUCAGUGCAGGGGAAGGUACAUAUGAUAUUCAGCUGUACGCUGACCUGUUCAAAGAAAAUCACAUCACUGGACAGAGAUUGCUAUUGCUCACAGAAGCCGACAUGCGGGACAUGGGGGUCAAGUCCAAAGGUCAUGUCAUGCAUCUUAAGUGUGAAAUUGAAAAGCUAACUAAUGAUUACCUUGGGUUCGUCCACUUCCCACCACUACUGAAGGAUGAGCUGGAAAGAGAGGUGGGAAGGAGUAAAACUGUAAAUCUGGAGCUGGUCUUUGGGUACCACUGGAAACCAGGAACAGGGAAAUCUGACUGCAAAUGGAAAAUGUACAUGGAACUUGAUGGAGAUGACGUUGCAGUAACUUACAUCAAAGAUGUAAUCUUUAAUGUCAACCAACAGAAUGUGGAAGUCCUGCGGAUGACUAAGCCACCUUUUGUGAUGGAUAAAUGGAUCGUUGGAAUACAACAGAAUCAGAGAGUGGACUACAUAGUCAGCUAUGAGGAUGAUGUCAAGUCACCAAAGACUACGAGACACAGCUGCCCAAUGAUGUGGAGUGUCAGUGGUAGACAAGACGAAAUCAAGACUGUGGAGCUGGUCAUUGAAACAGCAUCGGUUAACAUUGACUGUAACACCUGGGACAGGUCUAGCUCUGAUAUUGAUCCCAUAUGGAUGCACAACGUAAGGUUGAGGCAGAUGAUGACUCAGAAAUCCCAGCAGCCGACUGCUGCUCGGACUACCUUCACUAGCUCGGAUGCCCGCACUCUGCCUCAGUUCCUGUCUGCACAUGAAAGCCAGGAGUUCUCUUAUGCUGCAGCUGUGCGUCGCCCUUCAAACCGCCUCCAUGUAUCUCCCUGGAAUGACUCACGCAGCUCCUCGCCAACUGCUAGCCUGUCGGCCAAACUCUCAACGCUCCAUCUGGGGUCAAAGGGCAGCAGUCCUUCCAGCACCACGUCAGAGAGCACCUCAGAGAGGGAACGAGAGCGUCCACUCAGUGCUGGAGCACUGCAUGAUCACCGCAGAAACAACUACUUUGGCAACACAUUAAAUGUGGGAAGGGGGCAGGGUAGGGGGCAUGCAUGGACCAAUACUAGAGGUAGCUAUAUUCAUAAUAAACCCAUCAAAACCUCACGACCGCCAGGGAGGCCACGGUCCAAUAGUUACAGUGUCACAGCACAGAACCGCCCACCCAUGAUACCAGGUAUAUUGUCUGUGACAGAAAACCCCAGUGAGGAAAAAGAAGGGGCCAAAGCCAGUGAUGGAGGCUGGAUCAAAGUGGAGCGACAGAAAAGAUUACCACGUCAGGACAAUAAACAAGUCAGAGGUCGACAGAGGAGAGGCGGCAGGGGAGGGCGUGGCACUGGUGGAAGAACUUAACAUGGGCCACACAUGAACUGACAGCUUCUCGUAUGCUGAACAUGUCACGCACUGAAAAGAUUUUUGCAUAUGAAUUGUGUUUACGUACAUGCUCAAAAAUGAACUGCUUAUUUUAAAAGAGUCACACUGAUGCUUAUAAUGUAUAUGCAUGACUAAAUAAGGUUUUAUUUUUAAAAACUGGCUCUUGUCUGGUUAAUAUAAAUGAGCCUAUGCUCAGCAUGUAUAACUUAUUAUUAGAAAAAUUGACAAUUCGUUCUCUGUUAUUUUAUUUUCUUUCCUCCAUUAAAUGGCAGAUGGCAUCCAGUAAUAAUGUUGCAUAAAAAAAAUAUAUGACUCUAUUUAUCAGCGCAGUUUCUCACAAGUAACCAAAUAAACUGUUAUAAUGCCAUGACCCAAGGUUAAAUAAAAAUUUCAGACUCAUUUCAUCCAA
Toxotes jaculatrix (banded archerfish) is the source of this 3046-nucleotide messenger RNA. It is a transcript of the gene map3k20a, whose product is annotated as sterile alpha motif and leucine zipper containing kinase AZK. Gene Ontology annotation, molecular function: protein binding; ATP binding; protein kinase activity. The coding region runs from base 196 to 2616 and encodes 806 amino acids. Gene Ontology annotation, biological process: protein phosphorylation. NCBI's taxonomy places the organism in Eukaryota, Metazoa, Chordata, Actinopteri, Toxotidae. The record is from RefSeq and is a predicted model, not a curated record. The transcript has 20 exons. Gene Ontology annotation, cellular component: cytoplasm.